AUGUCUACGAACCAAGAACCAGGCAUCUCCAGAACAGGAAGAUUUCCAGUGGGAUCUUCAGAUCAGGUCCCUGGUACUCAUGGAGUGGAUUUCCUUGAUCUAAAUGAGGUUCCUUUUGAUAUUAAUGAGGAACCUGGUAUCUUACCUCCCAAUUAUUUUACACAACUGUUGGAUGAGGCAAUUGACGAGUCACCACAGCCACCUGUGAACACUCACGCCCCGGUUGUUAAUGUAGAACCUGCUGCAACAAAUACAUACACAGGUCCUCUUGUUGCUACUACAGACACUACUACAAUAGCACAAGAUGGAAAUGAGGAUGAGGCUUCGUCCCAGCCAAAUGACCCCCAUGUUGGCAUGCGCUAUGAUACGUUGGAGGGUGCUAAGGAGCACUACAAUGCACAUGCUGCAAGGAAAGGUUUCUCUGUGAAAGUAAAUAGUAACAGGAGGUCUACAAUCACCGGAGAGAAACAGAAACAGCAGUUCACUUGCAACAAAUUCAGGAGACCAAGGAAAGAUGAUGGUGGGGUUGAGUUGCAAGUUGAUGUUGGGCCAAUUCCUGAUUCUGUGUCUGAAGAUGAGGCUAAUAUUGAAAAUGCAGAGCUUGCUUCCGUUGUGGCUGAUCUUGCUGCUCAAGGGCGAAAAGAAAAGGCGCCCAAGAAGCGUAAAAGAGAAAAUAUUGUGCACACGUUUUGCAAGGCCCAGAUGGUUGUGAAGUUAAUUGAUGGAAGAUGGGAGGUUAUCCACUUUGUGCCUGAGCAUAACCAUCCGCUUAUCCACAAACCGUCUCUCACAAAAUAUCUGAGGUCACACCAAGGCAUGCCAAAGGAGGAAAAGGAAUUUGUGAAGAAUCUUCACAAUACAAAUUUGACAGCUGGGAAAAUGAUGGAAAUCAUGUCAGAAUUUUAUGGUUCAGAGUUGCUUGUGCCAUACACAACCAAAACAAUCACCAACUACUGUGCAACUCUGACUAGAGAAGAAACAAAAGAUGGGGAUCUGGCUAAAGUUGUGAGCUACUUUGUAGAGCUUAAAGAAGAAAAGGAUCCAGACUUUUAUUUCCGGUUAAAAUUGGACGACAAAGACAAGGUAGAAAACAUUUUCUGGGUUGAUGGAGCUGCCUGGAAGGCAUAUGCGGAGGCUUACCAUGACUGUGUCUCCUUUGAUGCAACUUACUUGACCAAUAAGUACAGUAUGCCUUUUGCACCAUUCAUUGGGAUAAAUAAACAUGGGCAGUCCAUCAUGCUGGGUUGUGGAUUUGUUAAGCAAGAAUUGGCACAAAGCUAUGAUUGGUUGUUUGAGAGUUUCCUUAUUGCCAUGAAUGGUCUUGCCCCGGACAAUAUUAUCACAGACCAAGAUGGUGCUAUGGCGGUCUCGAUUGGCAGAUUGUUCCCAUCCUCUGUUCACCGUAAUUGUCGCUGGCACAUAAUGCAGAACGCACAGUUGAAAUGUGGCCCUACACUGGGCAGGAACCCUGGUUUAGCUGAAGAUUUCAAUGAUUGCAUCGAUUUCAGCUUUUCACCAGAGGAGUUUGAGGCAAAAUGGGCUCUGUUUGUAGGAAAGUGGCCAGUUGUUGGUGGUGCAAAUUCUUACUUUACGACUCUCUAUGCUAAUCGUGCUAAGUGGGUACCAUGCUACUUCAAGCACAGAUUCUUCCCAUUCCUGCAGUCCACGCAACGAAGUGAGGGCUUUAAUGCCAUUCUCAAACGCUAUACGAACCCAAAAAAGUCUAUAUUACACUUUGUAAAACAGUAUGAGAAGUUGCAGACUCAUGUACUUGUGAAAGAAGGGGGUAAUGAUUACAGGACGGAUUGUUUGGAACUUCGUCCAUGGUCACCAUUUCCUGUUGAGGAACAUGCUUUCAAAGUUUACUGCAGAGACAUAUACUUGAGGUUCCGGAACGAGUUUGAGCUGAUUGGGAGGUACAAUGUGUUACCAUUUGGUUGCAACUUUUAUAAGCUUGAGCCAAACAGGGGAUGGUGCGCAAAAUAUGGUACUAGGACCUACCUGGUAACAGCUAAUAAGGAAGAAGGGACGUACUACUGUGAGUGCUCCAAGAUGGACAGGGAUGGUAUACUUUGUUGCCACAUCUUAAAGAUCUUCACCCACCUUGGUGUUGAUGAGAUACCAGAUAGCCCGGAUGUUAUGCCUCCAGAAUCACAAGUGCAAUUGCGGCACGCGAACCUUAAUAUGGGAUUCACAAAACUUGCCCGUAUUGCUAGUAGAACAGAUGCAACUACUGCCAUUGUUAACAAACAUUUGAGAGCUGCAGCAACAGAGAUAUCUCACUUGAACAAGUCGCUCAAGAAGAAGAAGCCUGUCUCAGCAGUCCCGUCCACUAGUGCACCUGAUCAGCCUACGAAACCUAGGGACCCGGCAAAAACAACGACUAAAGGGAGGACUAAGGAGCACCGUACAGUUUCAGCUCUUGAGUUGCAUCCAAAGAAAAAAGUUCAGUGUCACACUUGUGGUUCGUUCGAGCACAAUUCUGCAACUUGCAAGCAGAGGUUUCUGUAG
Molecule: messenger RNA, 2511 nt
Organism: Lolium perenne
Lineage: Eukaryota; Viridiplantae; Streptophyta; Magnoliopsida; Poales; Poaceae
Source: RefSeq, a predicted model, not a curated record